Messenger RNA from Manihot esculenta (cassava), 1750 nucleotides. RefSeq lists its product as uncharacterized. Gene Ontology annotation, biological process: response to auxin. The record is from RefSeq and is a predicted model, not a curated record. Lineage: Eukaryota; Viridiplantae; Streptophyta; Magnoliopsida; Malpighiales; Euphorbiaceae. The coding region runs from base 987 to 1481 and encodes 164 amino acids. The transcript has 3 exons.
UGAUUGACAACGCAAACGCAACUGAAAAGAUGCAUCUAACUGUCACCACUCGCCACAGCCCGCACCACAAGUAUUUAAAUUUGAGCUAAUCCAUCGCUGGACCAUUUGUAAAUGUACAAUUAACUCUUAACCUUUUCCUUUCUCUUCUCUCUCUCUCUCUCUCCGUCUCAAUUUAAAUCACUUGCUAAUUACUACCAUUAAUCUCUUUUUAUUUUUGCUGCAUUAUCCAUUGCAUUGUAAACCGUUAGUUGAAUCGUCCCAAAAUAAGAACUCGCCGAAACCGCAGCCCCCAAUUAUUUCCUACCAGCUUCAUUCAGGAUUUAAAACAAGCACCUCUUCUGCUUUUGGAUUCCAUUGAAAGGAAAAGUUUAGUUUAUUUUUUGGAGUUUUUUUUUUCUCUCGUUGUCUCGCUCAAAGGAGCUCGCUUCCUCUGUUCUUUCUCUGACCCUUCUACCAUGGCGUUUUCCCUUCGCCUUCGCAGCAGCUGAUUUCGCUCUUCCUUUUCCCCUUUCAGAUGCUUUUGGCAAUUGGUUCUGGUUGGCCAAAGAUACAACUUGAGCUUGAGGGCAUUUUGGGAAUUUUUCUUUGACGAUCUUGUAAUUAUAUAUAUAUAUAUUUUAUAAAAAAAAACUUUUCUUUUACUACGUGGAUGAGGCUUGUGACGAGAAAGACUAGUUUUUGACGUCUUUGAAAUAAACUGUGUUUCGUAAUUUGUUUUCAAAAAAAAAAAAACUGUGUUUCGUAAUUUCAAAAUUGAUGGAGAAAAAUAAUAAUAUGCAUUUCCUAAUAGAUCUAUUAAACUGAGUAGUAGAUCUAUUUUAUAAAAUAUUUUAACUCAUUCAUUUUCUUUUUUAAAUAUUUCGUCGUUCGCAUUAUGCACCUCAACAUAGUGGAAGAGGAUCUGAUGAGACUUGCAUGUCUGGAAUCAUAAAUCCUGAAUUCGUUUCUGGGAUUUGGAUCAUUGUUGUGGUAAAAAACUUUAGCAAAUGGAUGACAAUGGUGGCAGCAAGGUGACAGGAAUUCGGCAGAUUGUUAGGCUAAAGGAAAUUAUCCAGAAGUGGCAAUCUGUUACACUUGGCUCCAAGGCGACAACCCCCAGGAGGAGCAACAGUACUAGUCAUGGGGGAAUUUCGCCUGCAAUUAAUAAAAGGAUAGCGGAAAUUAAGAAUUGUUGUGAUUCAGACGAGGAAAGCUGCCACAGCCCUGAUCCGCCACCUGAUGUCCCCAAAGGGUAUCUAGCGGUUUAUGUAGGACCAGAGCUUCGGAGGUUUAUUAUCCCCACUAGCUACCUGAGCCAUUCUUUGUUCAAAGUUUUGCUAGAAAAGGCUGAAGAAGAGUUUGGAUUUGAUCAUAGUGGCGGGCUCACACUCCCCUGCGAGAUUGAGACCUUUAAGUUUCUCCUGAAAUGCAUGGAGCACCAUCCUAAAGAUCACCAAGAUGACAGCACAACUGGAGAAAAUUCUUUAACCAUUGAAGAAUAAUUAUGCUGGUUUGUGUAGUCAUCGAGAUUUUAUGCCUGGGCACAGUCACAGAUGUUAAGCUAAGCUGUUGCUCCUUGCAUGCAGAUAAUAUUUUUUUUCUUUUAUUGACAAACAAUAGGAAACUUUUGUUAGAAUUGAACGAGGUUAAGUUUCUCCACUCUUUUUGUUGGGAUCGAUGUGGACUGCACAUCUGAUGUUUUUAUUGAGCCUCAAAAAGAUGUAUUAUUGAGCAAAAUUAUAUCAAAAUAAUAUUAAUUUCUUAUAUUUCC